Colius striatus (speckled mousebird) is the source of this 2896-nucleotide messenger RNA. RefSeq names its product coiled-coil domain 39 molecular ruler complex subunit (gene CCDC39). Lineage: Eukaryota; Metazoa; Chordata; Aves; Coliiformes; Coliidae. Gene Ontology annotation, biological process: cilium movement; cilium-dependent cell motility; inner dynein arm assembly. Gene Ontology annotation, cellular component: axoneme. The record is from RefSeq and is a predicted model, not a curated record. The transcript has 19 exons. Bases 1 to 2742 code for a protein of 913 amino acids.
AUGCUGAAUGAAAAAGUGAAUCUGCAAAAUGAGUUGACUAACUCUGAAGAGCGUAUAGAAGCCAUGACAUCUCAUCUGAAAAAUGUCACACAAGAGUUGGGCUUUGCUCAGUCUCUUUAUAAUGCCAGAGAGAAGGAAAUUGAAACUGAAAGACACUUGAAAGCCCUUGCAGAGAGAGAAGUUGGCCGCCUCAAAAGUGAGAUUAAACGACUGGAAGAUGAGAUGGUUUCCCUAAGAGAAAAGCGAAAGAGUCAAGAAAACACUAUAAACAAAACCACUAAGAAGUUAGAAAGCUUAAAACAACAGAUGAACUGUGAUGAGGAACUUCUGGAAAGCUGGAUUAAGGAAGCAAACAGUAAAGAUAAUGAUGCUAUCACACUCCAGAAGUAUGCACAACAAGAUGAAGGGAAACUAGGAGCACUAGUCCUUCAAAUAGAAAAGUUGACCAUGCAAUUAAAUCAGAAGCAUAGAGCUCUUGAUAAGGAGUUUACAGAAACCAUCACAGCUCAGCUGGAGCUUGACAAGACAGCUGAAGAUUUUCGCAGAGUUCAUCAGGAAAGGCAAGAAGUCCUCAGGCAGUUGGAGAAUGCUGUACAAGUGAUGCAGAAGAGAGAUGAACAGAUUGAUCAUUGUGCUUUGCAAAUAGCAGAGAUAAAACAGGAUAUUAAAAAGAAGGAAGCUGUGCUGAAAGAGAAGACUUCCUUUUUGGUAAAUGAAACUCUUAAUAAUAUGGAAUAUGAAAAGAAAAUUUCUUCUGCCGAACGGGAAGCUACCAGCCUCCGAAAUGAGUAUCAAAGUCAGGACGCUUGCAGGAAUCAGCUGCAGGAUGAGCUGGAUGAUUGGAAAUCAGCUGUGGACAGAACUGCUUCUGAUGUAGAGUCUGUGAGAGCAGAAAUAACCCAUCUGAAGAAGGAAAUUCAGAAAAAACAAGGCAGAUUAAGCUUUCUUAAGGAAAAAAAUACAAGUCUUGCCAAGGAACUGAAGAUGGUGAUUGAGGAGAACCUUAGUUUACUAGACAAAAGUUUGAGGAUGGAUGAAAUACUAAAGGAAGAAGAAAAAUCUGUCAAGGAAAAAGAAACAGAAAUGAACCAGUUAAGAGAACUACAUUUCAAGAAGAUUCAAGAGUUGAAGGUGCAGAAGGAUAAGGAGAAGUGUAUUGUGGCAGAAAUUGAGGGAAGUGUAACAGCCCUUAAAAAUCUGAAGAGUCAGCUGCAGAGACAUGAAGCAGAGAUAUUAAAACAAGAAGCAUUACUGUAUAACCAGGAUUUUGAGAUUGAGCAAGUACAGAGACGGCUGUCACGGUUAGAAGGGCAGGUUGAUGCAACUGAAAAACAAGUUUUGGAAGCAAAAGUUGCUGAACUUAAGAAAACUUUAGAAGAAAAUAAAAAUACAUAUGAUGUCUUACAAGCACAGCACGAGAAACUGCAGAAGGAUUUCCAUCUCAGCAAGACAGCAAUGGAUAAAAUGAGAGAAGAAAAAAGUGAUCUGAUGACCAAGAUAAAUGAGCUGAAUUUCUUCAAUGAGAGAUUAGACCAGGAAUUAAAAAAAGCAAAAGCCACUAAGCAGGACAUGAUGGUCGAAGAGAAUCUCUUAAAACUUGACUUGAACCAUCUUCGAGAUACUCUGUUUAAUAAGGAAGAGAAAGUUCUAACAUUGGAGAAAGAAAAACUGGAGUUAAAGAAAGCCAUAGCAGAAAGAACUGAGGAAAUUAAGAUUCAUAAGGCAAUGCUGGAUUCCCAGAUAAGACUUGUGGAUCGGGAACGGCAACACAUAAGUGCUGAACUUCAAGAUCGCCAAAACAAAAUUGAUAAACUGAAAUGCAGAUAUGAAAUUCUUACUGCUGCUAUGAUGCCACCUGAAGGAGAAGAGGAGAAAACUCUCUCCUACUAUGUAAUUAAGACUGUACAGGAAAAGGAAACACUUCAACGUGAAGGUGAUGAAUUAGAUGCAAAGAUCUGCAAAGCUGAAAAAGAAAUUGUAGCUCUGGAAAACACUUUGUGCGUACUUCACGCCAGCAACAGCAGUUACCGAAAAUCUUUCAAGGAAGUCACUGAGACAAGUGAGGAGUAUGAGGAAAUAUUGAAAUUAGAAGAGGAGAAAAGGGCUGCUGCUGAAGAAUACCGUUCCGAACAGAGACGUAUCACGGAACUUCGGGAAAAGAUCCAGAGCAUGGAAAAAAAGCUUGAUGAAGUACUGGAGCAGAAGGCCUUUCUCCAAGAGCAAAAGAAUAAAAACCAAGCUCUUAUUUUGCGGAUGAAAAAAGACAUCGAAGAACAGAAGCUGAAACUUAAAAGGGUUCUAAACCAGUGUUCCAGGCUAUGCAAGGAUAUUCGGUCUCUGAAGAAUACUGAAACAGAAACACAGGAAGAAAGGGACAUUGAUCUUCGUGACCUGAAAAGCUUCAGCAGCUUCAUUGACAAACUGUUAAGAGAAGUUCUAGAAGCAAAUAGUGAUUUAACUCCUGCCUUUCAAAUGUAUUUUCAGCAGUCCAAUAUGGAGCUUCCUUCAAUUGCUUCUGCUGGUGGUAGUCAAAGUUCUCGAUCACCAUCCACACCAAGCUCUGUAACUUCCAUCAGAUCCUCCAGAAGCACAAGUUCAGCCCCUAGUCAGACUUUAUCACUCAAAACUGUAGACCUGAGCUUCCCUGUCAACACUCUGGAAGAAGGGGCUGCCGGUGGUUCUCAGCCAUCCAGCCCAGCUGGUGUUUGGAAAAGGCAAAAAGAGGCUUCAGGAAGCUUUUGAGAACCACAAUGAAAGCUUCUCAGUUGAUUAAUCAGUAAUUGAACUUAUUUAUCGAGGCAUACUGGCCAUCUUAGCAUUAAUUUCUAUCAGAAGGGUAUGGUUUAACUUUCUUCUACAGUAUGCAAUACAUUAUCUAGGAGAUACAUUAAACAGG